AGCGCCGCGGAGCGCACAGGCUUACCCGGGGAGAAGACACUUGUUACUGACGGAGCAAGUGGACAAAGACGUGUGUGUCUCUUUCUGUAGUGCGACAAACCUGACUGCACCUACUCCACACGCCCACACAUCCCACUGUCUUGUGGGACCAUGUGGGUUCUUGAUAAGAUCCGUGGGUCGGUGGAGACCGGUGCGCUGCGUCAGGGGGAGAACGGAGACAAGAAAGGUGUCGCCUACAGCAACGUUCUCACCCCCGACAAGAUCCCAGACUUUUUCAUUCCUCCAAAGCUGGUCAGUGGCCCCCCAGAACCUGACAUUCACAACGUAAAGACCAAAGAAGGACUCCAACCCUCAACUUCAGAGCAAAUUAUCGGCAGUGGGAAGAAGAUCAGCAGCCCAAGAAGUCCACGCCUGGUAUCCAAGAUUGCAGGAGACACCAAAAACUUGCUGAGAGCAGCAAACCGGCACAUUAUACAGAUAGAGAGUGCCGAUGAUGUUGGAGACACCAAUGCAGACCCUGGGUCGCAGACGGCAAUGUCCCUGCCCUAUGUACCCAAGACUCAAACACCUUAUGGCUUUGCAACCCUGAAGGAAAGCCCCCACACUCGCCGUAAAGAGUCACUUUUCCACUGCGAUCAUACCAGUCCUAUCACCUCCCCAAACCCCCAGAGGAAGACCCAGGGGAGAAGCAGCGAAGGGGGAAACCACCUGAACCCAGGUGACUUCAACACUUCUCACAUGAAUCCGUAUCGGUACUUCAGCGGAGGGGAAAGUGACACCUGCUCCUCAGCUGAGUCCUCUCCCUUCAGCUCUCCCCUGCUCUCCCGCUCUGCCUCCCUGCUCAAGAUCUUCACCCACGAGACGCAGGCCAAAGUCGGGAAGGUCAAGAGGACGUUCGCUCGCCACAGCUCCCUCUCCACCGACGAGUGCAGCUCUGCCGAGCCCAGCCCCAACAUCCAGCGACGGCUCCACGUCCCCUCGUUGCACGGUGCCGGAGCGUCAGACCACGGGCUCCAUCGGGAGCACACCAUCAACCUGCACAAAGGCGGGACGGUGAGGAUCAGCGCCAAUUACGACUCCAGCACCUCCCGUCUGCUCAUCCGGGUCCUGGUGGCGGAGAGUCUCUACGACAAUCACUUUGACAUCAAGAGCAUCAACUGCUGCGUGUCCGUCUACCUGAACCCGGGCAAGCUGCAGAAGCAAAGGAGCAACAUCAUCAAGAACAGCCGCAACCCGGUCUUUAACGAAGACUUCUUCUUUGACUCGAUAAGCUUGGUUCAGGUGAAGAACCUGUUAGUGAAGUUCAAGGUGAUCAACAAAGGCACCAGCCUCAAGAGGGACACCCUGCUGGGAGAGCGAGAGGUGCCUCUACCCAAGCUGCUCUCAGGGGUUUAAAGCCACAGGACCCGGAGGUCAAAGGAGGCAAAAAACAAGGAAUGAUGCGUAAAUUAGAUGCUUGCACUGGUUUCUAUUCAAACUGCUCUUUUUAUUCCAACAGAUGAAAACAUUGAACAUUACAAUGAAGGUGGAGGUAGUGGAAUAUUUUCCUAGAAGGAAAGUGAGUCUUUUUUUUUUUUUUUUCUUUGAGAUCUAAAAAUGUCAAAAAAUGAACAUAUUGAUGUAGCAUACGUGAACGGAUGAAGGAUUCAUGGUGGUAAAGGCUUGCCUCGUUCCUUUUCCCAAUAAUGAAAGCUCAUUAAACCAAGCCGGGCGCGACAGCAACAGAUGAACUUGACAGAUGAAAGGUUUUUUUUCUGGACAGCCAACUUUCUCAGCCCGGUCAGGUUCAAAGGUUUGACGACACCUGUGCAUCAGCCUGUCUCGGUAUCCUUGCCUGGACUGUGUUCACCAUGUGUGGCAUUGUUUUAUUAUUGUAAUGUGGCAUAAAUCCACAGCAGCACAGGAUGUGAUUCGACAUUACCUACACCGUGUGUUCCGCACAAAGAUGCUUUUGUAAAUCAGUGCUUUGAAGUGGCAAUACAUUCUAAUGUGCAAAUGACCCUUUGAUCCCAGUUGCCAUGGCCCACUCCUACAGGGGAGGGCGAGGGACAAACAGAGCAGCCACAAUAGCCACAUUUACAUGCACAUCAAAAAUGCAAAGUCUUAUGAAUGCCAUUAUCCGA
This is a messenger RNA of Perca flavescens (yellow perch), 2123 nucleotides long. RefSeq names its product C2 calcium-dependent domain-containing protein 4C. The transcript is spliced from 2 exons. Lineage: Eukaryota; Metazoa; Chordata; Actinopteri; Perciformes; Percidae. The record is from RefSeq and is a predicted model, not a curated record. Bases 151 to 1395 code for a protein of 414 amino acids.